UACAGGGAUGACUAUGAUCGAGAAGUGAAAGAAGCAAAAGAGAAACAGAAGAAAAGAUACACAGUAGGAGCACCUCGUCCUAAGAAGCCUGACUUGCAGGUUUAUCAUCCAAGAUGGAAAGGAAAGUCACAGGAGGCUGCUGAUCUAGGGUAUGAUGGCUCUAACAAUAGUGGCUCUAGCACAGAACCAGACCAGUAUGGCACUGAGCUAUUUUGUCUGGAGUUUGAAGCAGAUGGAGGAGAAAUAACAUCUAUUAUUGUUUAUGAGGAUGAUGACGCAGAGCAGCUGGCCAAAAAAAUAUCGGUUCAGAACAAUCUGGAAGUUAACAUGAGAGAGGCCCUGAAAAAGCGAAUCCAGGAGGAGAUAACUAAACGAAAGGCGCCUCGCUGACGUUAAUAUUUAGAUCAAGCAAGCUCGCUCUGAGUGAAUUCUCAGUGGAUUGGACGUAGCAGCAUUCCGUGCUACCCUGGGUAUGCCGGCGUUGAUAGAAAGAGGAGGAAGAUUGUGUUAAACAAGCACAUGAAGGCUUGGAAGGAGACUUGCUGAAUUUGCGCAUCCUGACAACUUUACAUGUGGAUAGGCAGGAGACCAGAUCUGUACAGUUUCCUUAGUUAGCGUUUUGUUGGCUCAGACAGGAUUUCUUUCUAUCCUUCCGUUAGUGGAAUCAAAGACUAAAUAAAAGGGAGGUUUCAGAGAUGACCUGUAAAAGGUCUUUACUAUGACACUUUAAGUAGUAAUGUCACUGAAAUAUUUGUGAUGACACAGUAUUUAGAAGUUAACCAGUAUCCUCUCAGAAGAAAUAGCCUACUCAUAAGUAUGUUGGGUUUGGGAAUAUGGCGGUUUGGUAUCUUGCUGUUCUCUAAACCACCACACACGGCACAUUAAAGUCAAUAUUUAUUUAUUUAUCAUAAAUCAA
This is a messenger RNA of Bombina bombina (fire-bellied toad), 916 nucleotides long. RefSeq names its product UPF0561 protein C2orf68 homolog. The transcript has 3 exons. The record is from RefSeq and is a predicted model, not a curated record. The annotation marks the transcript as partial. NCBI's taxonomy places the organism in Eukaryota, Metazoa, Chordata, Amphibia, Anura, Bombinatoridae.